This is a messenger RNA of Oncorhynchus masou masou (cherry salmon), 2858 nucleotides long. RefSeq names its product ubiquitin carboxyl-terminal hydrolase 16-like. The record is from RefSeq and is a predicted model, not a curated record. Lineage: Eukaryota; Metazoa; Chordata; Actinopteri; Salmoniformes; Salmonidae. Gene Ontology annotation, biological process: protein deubiquitination. Gene Ontology annotation, molecular function: cysteine-type deubiquitinase activity.
AGUAUGAGAAGAAUGGAGCUCGGAAUAACUUCGUCGACCAGGUGUUUGGUGGGGAGAUGACCAGCACGGUCAUGUGUCAGCAAUGCAAGACGGUUUCUUUGGUCAAGGAAAUGUUUCUGGAUCUGUCCCUUCCUGUCUCAGACCAGGCCUACAGGAAGAAGAGUCAGAAGAAAGGAGCGGGGAACCAGAAGGCCAGCACUGAGGUGAAAUAUAAUAACGGAGACAGCCCUAGCCCUGUCUCCAUGACCAACGGUGACACUGACGACCUUCCUACUGGCAGCAAGUACCAGCAGAAGAAACAGAAGAAACAGGCUAAGAAACAGGCCAAGAACCAGAGACGUCAGCAGAAGCUAGUCCCCCUGGACAGCUACACACCUUCAGAGAACACCGCAGAGAGCCCAGUACCAGCAGAGGAGGGAGAGGAGACGGGAAAUAGUACCCAGGGAGAGGAGGAGGAGGAGGAGCCUCUGGUUGAGAGCCAAUCAUCAGAGACCGAGAGGUCCGAGACCGCUCCCUCAGAGCAGGACCAAGAGAAACCUCAGGGGGCAGGGCACACGGAGAAAGAGGAGGAGGAGGAGGAUUGUGAACCAGUGGCUGUGUCCCACAACCACUCCACUGUGAUGUCAGAAGAGCAGAGUCACCAGUCCCCUGAGGGGGUUGUAAAAAGAGACGGACACGAGGCUGAACAUAGAGGAGAGGAAGAGGAGGAGAAUGAUGAUGAUGGUGAUGCAGCCCAACCGUCUGGAGAUGAGGAAGACACCAAACUGACAGACAAGCUGGGUGAACUAUCUCUGAACGAAGCCUUCCUAGCCUCUGAGGACUCGGACCUGGAGCUGGGGUGCAGAGAUGGAGACAGAUCUGCUGAAACGGAAACGGAGACAAAGCUGGAGGGGAAGGAGUACACAGUCUCUCACCAGGAUCCUAAACUGGCCUUUCACACGCUGGCCACCAGGGCGGCGCCAGAGAACCAGGAGUGCUCUGUGGAGUCCUGUCUCUACCAGUUCACAGAGGUAGAGAACCUCACUCAGAACAACUCUCUUCUCUGUGUCACCUGCACCAAGAGACAGACCAAAAACAAGGCUGCUCCAAGAAGAAUGUACACAGAUGCUCUGAAGCAAAUGCUGAUCUCGUCUCCCCCUCCAGUGCUGACGCUUCACUUGAAGAGAUUCCAGCAGAUUGGAUACAGUGUGUGUAAGGUGAACAGCCACGUCAACUUCCCUCACAUUCUAGACGUAGCACCAUUCUGCUCUGUCAUAUGCAAGGGAGUGUCGGAGGGAGGCUCUCGGGUGCUUUACAGUCUGUAUGGUAUAGUAGAACACAGUGGGACUAUGAGAAGUGGCCAUUAUACAGCCUACGUCAAAGCUCGACCUUUCUGCCCCUCCACGACACACAACGGAGUGGGCACACAUGGUGAGCCAGAGCCGGUGAAAGGGGCGUGGUUCCACGUGAGUGACAGUAGUGUGCAGCCAGUCACGGAGAGCAAAGUGCAGAGCUCCCAAGCCUACCUCCUAUUCUACGAGAGGAUCUCCUAGACCUGCCUACGUCCCAACUUGUACCCUAUUUACCUACAUACUGUUGGCUGUGUUUACACGGGCAGCCCUGGUUCUGAUCUUUUGACAAUAAUUGGUCUUUUGACCGAUCAGAUCUUAUUCCAAUACUUGGGCAAAAGAUCAGAAUUGGGCUGGCUGUUUAAACGCAGCCGUAGUGCACUACUUUUGGCCAGAGCCUUAUUAUGCAGCCUUAUGAGGCUUUUCCCGGCCACAAUUAGUGCACUAUAAAUGCCCUAUUCCCUACAUAGUGCACUACUUGUGGCCUGAGACAUUGUACUGGUAUUGAUAUAAGCCAGAUGAAGUGCAGAGUGAAUACGAGUGGAGUAUUUUUUUUUUCUAUUUUUAAUAAUCAAUAUAAAGGGGUGGGUCUUAAAUUGAACCCUAUUCCCUAUGUGGUGCACUACUUUAGACCAGAACCCUAUUUGUCCUGUUCAAAAGCAGUGCACUAAAAUAGGGAAUAAAAUAAAAAAAAUGAGGGUGACAUUUGAGACCUUGACAAAGAUAAUUCAUUCAGAUCAUGACUGGGGAUGUCCCAAAACAAACAAUAUUUAGCUUGGAAGUUUUUUUUUCUGUUUUCAAUUAAUUAAUUGUAUCAGUAAUUGACAUAAAAAGAAUCCCAAGUAUUUUUUUUUACUGUGCAUAUGUGACUAUACAGUGUUUUCCUAAGAAAGAAAGAAGGGAGCACAGAGCAUUUUGUGCGUCCCAAAUUGCACCGUAUAUAAGGGCACUACAUUUUGAUCAGAGGUCUAAAUUGGAAAUCGGGUGCCAUUCAAAACGCCAGCCAUUCUAUUCCUCUUCGACAUGAAACCAUAGAAGAGUUUGUUGAUUGAUCUGUCUGAUUGCUUGGUGUGUUACACAGUAGAAGCAAAAUAAACCUGCCAAUAUCUUUUUUUAAAUUAUUAUUAUUGCUGCAAUAUGUGACCUUUUGGGCAGACCUGACCAAAUUCACAUAGGAGUGCAGUUAUAGAUCUGUCAUUCUUAUUAAAGCAAGUUUAAGAAUUGGCAGAUAUGUUCUAUGUGUUCUAUUUCUGAAAAUACAAUAUUUUUGGUUAUGGAAAAUAUGUUUCACAGAGGUUAAGAUGGUACAAUUAUUCUCUACACUAUUCUUGUUUAUUUUGUCACGAACUGUAAUUAGGAAAAUUAUUAUAAUUUUAGCAACCAGGAAAUGGCAAAUAUUUCUGCAUAGUGCUCAUUUAAAUUGUUAAAAACGAUCAGUGGAGGAAAAAAACGAUAAUUUUUAUGACAUUUUUAUUUGAGUACUUUUUAUAUUGUGUUGUCAAGAUGCAAAUUAAAAAGCUUGAAAUACAG